GUUCAAUUUGGAAAUUUUUCUUGAUAUUUUUGCCCCGUAUAUGAUUAUUUCCAAAAGGUUGAAAAAGCACUGUAACAAUUACACUGAUGGAAAAUUUUCUUAUUAUUUUUCUUGUUCUUGUUUCCUACACCUACAUGUUUGUGGAAGCUUCUUCCUCUAAUUCUUCAUCUUCUGGGUUAAAUAAAAAUGAUAGCACCACCAUAUGUGACCAAUACAGUAGAGUGUGUGGACCAAACGGGAACUGCGAUGAGGCAAAAACUUGUGUUUGCUUGGAUGGUUUCACUCCUAAGUCCCCAACUGAUUAUGCUUAUUACUUGAACUUUACACAGGGAUGUGUGAGAAACAAACCUUUGAAUUGUAGCACUGAUGUGUUUGUUAGAUAUUCUUCUCUUAAAGAACCAAGUGGUGGUUAUUCUCUGUCCAACCAACAGGAUUGCAUGGGAAAAUGCAAGAGCAACUGUUCUUGUAUGGCGUAUAGCGUAAUUUUGGGUGGAUGCAAAUUGUGGAAUGGUGAUUUGUUUGAUGUUAGGUUGGUCAAGCAAGGUGGACAAGAUCUUUAUAUUCGAAUGGCAGUUUCAGAGGAACAAGAGAAGUCAGGAGGGAGAAAACAUGGACGAAAGGAGGGAGCGGUGGUUGGAAUAGUUGUCGGGAGCAUUAUUGUGAUUUUCAUGAUAAUCAUUGCUUCAUGGUACAUGCUUAGGAAAAAAACAGCAUCAAAAGCAUUGGAACAUUUAAGGAUUGAUGAGCUUGUUACUCAUCACACCAAUGUACAAAAGGAAGAUAUGGGGCUUCCAUUAUUUGAUCUAUCAACAAUAGCAAUGGCCACUAAUAAUUUCUCCCCCAACAAUAAACUUGGAGAAGGUGGUUUUGGACCUGUAUACAAGGGUAUAUUAGAAGAUGGACAGCAAAUUGCUGUCAAGAGGCUUUCAAGUAGUUCUGGCCAGGGUUUAAAUGAAUUCAAAACCGAAGUAAAGCUAAUAGCUAGACUUCAACACCGUAAUCUUGUAAAGCUUUUCGGAUGUUGCAUUCAAGAAGAGGAGAAAUUACUAAUAUACGAAUACAUGCCUAAUAAAAGCUUGGACUAUUUUAUUUUUGAUCAAGAACGAAGGAGUACUUUAGAUUGGUCCAAGCGCUUUAACAUUAUUAGCGGAAUUGCUAAAGGCUUAUUGUAUCUUCAACAAGAUUCAAGGUUAAGGAUUAUACAUAGAGAUCUUAAAACAAGUAAUAUUUUAUUAGACACCAAGAUGGAACCCAAAAUAUCAGAUUUUGGUCUAGCUAGAAGUUUUGGAGGCGAUCAAAGUAAAGCAAAUACAAGGAGAAUCGUCGGAACUUUCGGAUACAUGGCUCCAGAAUACGCUGUUAAUGGACUGUUUUCGAUAAAAUCUGACGUCUUUAGCUUUGGCAUUUUAUUACUUGAGAUAGUAUCUGGAAAGAGAAAUAGAAGAUUAUUUUAUGCAAGUGACAAUGAUGAAAGCUUGUAUGAAAACGCGUGGGAUUUAUGGAAGCAAGGAAGGUCACUGGAGUUGGUGGAUGAAUGCCUCAAAGAUUCAUGGAAUUUGAGUGAAGUACAACGUUGUAUUCACAUUGGCCUCCUAUGUGCACAGCAAUAUCCACAUGAUAGGCCAACAAUGUCUUCUGUGGUUUUAAUGUUGGGAAGCGAAGUUGAUUUGCCUCAACCCAAAGCUCCUACAUUUAUCUUUUGUGAACCUUUUGAUGGUUCCAGUUCCAGUACUUGUAAAAACGAAUUAAGCAUUACAGAGAUGGAAGCUCGGUAACAAAAAUUAUAUGAAAGAAUUUUUUUUUUCUUUUCUAA
Messenger RNA from Arachis ipaensis, 1813 nucleotides. RefSeq names its product G-type lectin S-receptor-like serine/threonine-protein kinase SD1-1. The record is from RefSeq and is a predicted model, not a curated record. Lineage: Eukaryota; Viridiplantae; Streptophyta; Magnoliopsida; Fabales; Fabaceae. Gene Ontology annotation, biological process: recognition of pollen; protein phosphorylation. Gene Ontology annotation, cellular component: plasma membrane. Gene Ontology annotation, molecular function: protein serine/threonine kinase activity; ATP binding.